Messenger RNA from Rotaria sordida, 1989 nucleotides. NCBI's taxonomy places the organism in Eukaryota, Metazoa, Rotifera, Eurotatoria, Philodinida, Philodinidae. The record is from the annotation of a GenBank genome assembly.
AUGGCAACAAUACCAAUUAUACAAGAAAAUAAUCUUGAAAGUGUCUAUAUGAUUUGGCUUGAUGCAGAAGUAAAUCAAUUACAACACAAUAUUGAUGCUCAACAACAAAUUCAAUCAAUUAUAAAUCAUCUUAAAAUAUUUCAAAAUAUUCAAGAUUGUGAAAAAUAUAUAAAUCAAAUUUCCAAAGAUGAUCGAAUUCUUCUUAUUGUUAGUGGUCAAUUAGGACAAGAAAUAGUACCACGAAUUCAUCAUUAUCGACAAAUUUUUUCAAUUUAUGUUUAUUGUAUGAAUAAAGCAAAAAAUGAAGAAUGGGCAAAACAUUUUCAUAAGAUAAGAAGUGUAAUUACUGAAUUAAAUGACUUAUUAAAUCAAAUUCAAUUAGAUCAUUCAAAACGCAUUGAAAAUAAAGUUGAUGAACCAUUUAUAAUCAAUAUAUCAAAAUUUAAUAAUAUCACAGAUAAAUCUACUAAAGAAUUAAAUGGUGAAUUUCUUCAUUCUCAAUUAUUAAUGGAUUGUCUACUACGAAUGAAACCAAAUAUAACUGAUAAAAAUGAAUUUAUAAGUCUAUGUAAAAAAUUCUAUAAAAAUAAUUCAAAAGAAUUAAAUCUUGUUAAAGAAUUUGAAAAAAAUUAUUCAUCAAAUCAAGCAUUAUGGUGGUAUACACGAGAUUCAUUUAUUUAUCGUUUAUUAAACAAAGCAUUACGUAUUCAAAAUAUUGAUUUAUUAUUUCUUUUUCGAUUUUUUAUUUGUGAUAUUGAAAAACAAUUAAAAUUAUCUCAAUGUUCAUCAUCAAUACAUGUUUAUCGUGGACAAUUAAUAUCAAUUGAUGAAUUAAAUCAAUUAAAAAUGUCACUUGGUGAAUAUAUUUCAAUAAAUUCAUUUUUUUCUACAAGUCUUAAUCGACAACAAGCAAUAAAAUUUUUAAAUGAAUAUAUUUUUUCACAUAAUUUACAAAAAGUUCUAUUUGAAAUCGAUGUUAAUCCUCAUAUAGAUCAUUUAAAAUCAUUUGCAAAUAUAACAUCAAAAAGUUUUUAUACAAAUGAACAAGAAAUAUUAUUUAUGUUUGGUUCAAUAUUUCGUUUAAUAAAUAUAAAACAAGAAAAAAAUGGACUUUGGAUUAUUCAAAUGAUUUUAUCAAAUCAUAAUGAUGAAAAUAUAAAACAAUUAUUUAAUAAUAUUAAAAAUGAAUAUAGUGGUAUUAAUAAUGAAACAAGUCUUCUUUCAUUUGGAAAUAUUUUAUAUCAAAUGGGUAAAUAUGAUUUAGCAGAAAAAUAUUUUCAUCGAUUACUUAAUGAUUUACCAAAUAAUCAUGAUGAUAUUUCAAAAUGUUAUUAUUCACUUGGAGUAUUAGCUUUAAUUAAAGAUAAUUAUGAUUUAAGUCUAAAUUGGCAUAAUAAAUCAAUAAAAAUUUUAAAAUCAAAUGAUCCACAUUUAGCUGAUAGUUAUAAUUGUAUUGGUUGUAUUUAUCAAAAAAAAGAAUAUUUUAAAAAUGCUUUAGAAUUUUAUAAUAAAGCUUUAAAUAUUUGGGAAAAUACAAAAGAAAAAAAUUAUUAUCAAAUAGCUGAUUGUUUAAAUAAUAUGGGUUGUCUUUAUGAAAAAGAACAAAAUUAUUCUAAAGCUUUAGAAUAUCAUCAAAAAGCUUUAUCAAUUCGUAAAAAAUAUUUACCAAAAGAUCAUCCUGAUUUCGGUGCAUCAUAUAAUAAUAUUGGAAAUAUUUAUUUUUGUCUUCAAGAAUAUGAUUUAGCAUUAGAAAAUUAUGAAUAUUCAUUGAAAAUAAAAAUAAAAUCUCUUCCAUCUUAUCAUUCAUCAUUAGCAUCAACAUUAGAAAAUAUUGGACUUGUUUAUGAACAAAAACAAUCAUUUAAAAAAGCUCUAGAAUAUUAUGAGAAAGCAGCUGUUAUUUUUCGUGAAACAUUUUCAUCUACUCAUAGUCAUGUUAUUGAAAUUGAACAAACUAUUAAACGUAUUUUAUCGAUAUUAGAAAUCUGA